Molecule: messenger RNA, 1056 nt
Organism: Megalops cyprinoides (Indo-Pacific tarpon)
Lineage: Eukaryota; Metazoa; Chordata; Actinopteri; Elopiformes; Megalopidae
Product: guanylate-binding protein 2-like
Exons: 7
Coding region: 1-1056 (351 amino acids)
Molecular function (GO): GTPase activity; GTP binding
Source: RefSeq, a predicted model, not a curated record
AUGACUGUGCCCCAGUGCACGGACUAUAAAGACAAGGGUAGCUCAGUGAAGAUGUCCUGGCCUGUUUGUCCGAAUGAGAAUGAAACUCUCAGUAAACUGCAGGUGAACUUGCAGGGAGAUAAGAGGAAUGACACCUGGAUCUUUGCACUGGCCGUCCUCCUGAGCAGCACCUUGGUCUACAACAGCAUGGGCACCAUCAACCAUGAAGCUGUGAUGAGCCUUCAGUAUCCUUCCAUUCCUCCAGUCAGGGCUGAGAUCUCCUAUGUACAUGAGUUAGCUAAGCACAUCAAGGUGAAGUCAAGUGACAACGGUGAGACUGCGGCUUCUGUUGAGUUCAUACGCAUCUUCCCCCACUUUGUGUGGGUUGUGAGAGACUUCAUGCUGCAGCUUGAAUUAGAUGGAAAAACAAUCACUGCUGAUGAGUACCUGGAGAAUGCACUGAAGAAUAUUGUGGUAUCUGACAGCAACAACUCGAGAAAGUGCAUCCAGAAGUAUUUCCCCAGUCAGAAGUGCUUCGUGUUUGACGUCCCUGCCUCUAAGGAGAAACUGAAGAUAAUAGAGGAACUGAGCGAUGAAGACUUGCACCCUGAGUUUGUUAAGCAAACAUCUGAAUUCUGCAAUUACAUUAUCGAGCACUCCUAUGUGAAAACCAUUAAAGGAGAGACCAAAGUCACUGGGAGCAUGUUCGGAAACCUUGCAAAAAUAUAUGUGGAUGCCAUUCGGAGUGGGCAGGUUCCAUGCCUGGAGAAUGCGGUGGAGGCACUGGCGCAGAUCGAGAACUCUGCUGCAGUUGAGAAGUCACACGCCCUUUACUGGCAGUUGAUGGAAGAGCGAGUGAAGCUGUCCAUUGAGACACAGGAGGAGCUCUCCAACGUGCAUAAGGAAUGCAAGAAGGAGGCACUGCAGCUAUUUAUAGGUCAUUGCUUCAUGGACAAUGACCAGCACUACCAGAAUAAACUCAAGGAACAAAAGCAAAUUUUUGAGAGACAGGCUGAGAUGCAGAAGGAAGUGUUAAAUCGGGCAGUGAAAAAGAAGAAAAACUGUGUAAUUAUCUGA